Messenger RNA from Baudoinia panamericana UAMH 10762, 1368 nucleotides. RefSeq lists its product as uncharacterized. The transcript has 3 exons. The coding region runs from base 1 to 1368 and encodes 455 amino acids. The record is from RefSeq and is a predicted model, not a curated record. Gene Ontology annotation, molecular function: chromatin insulator sequence binding. NCBI's taxonomy places the organism in Eukaryota, Fungi, Ascomycota, Dothideomycetes, Mycosphaerellales, Teratosphaeriaceae. Gene Ontology annotation, biological process: regulation of transcription by RNA polymerase II. Gene Ontology annotation, cellular component: chromosome.
AUGGCGAUCCACGGCUCCGGAAAGGAGUACGGCGAGCUUAAACCGGUCAAAUGCACGUACAAGGACUGCCAACAGCGAUUCGACAAUGAAAAAGACAUGAAGCGGCACAAGAAACACGACCCAAACCACAACUACUGCCGGAGAUGUGACCUCGACUUCAACAGCUGGGAAGAGCUGACUCAGCAUAAAGUUACUGUCAUGGACCGGUGGCAAAGAGCUCCCCGUGACGAACGUGAAGAUGGUCCUGCGCAUGUCACAUGCGAGUUCUGCGGUCUGGACUUCCACACCUUCGGUGGGCGGAAGACGCAUCGUGCGCAGACGCACAAGGCUGCUCAGAGCCUCAAAUGUCCCGGCUGUGAGGCUCUUUUCACUAAAGCAGGCAACAUGAUCGCUCAUCUCGAAGAAGGCCACUGCAAGACAAUCACAGCGUAUGAGUUCAGAGCCAGCAUCGUGCGCAAGCGUAUCACCCCCGAAAUAAUGAACAACGCGGAUGAAGUUCGCCGCAGGAUGGGUCUAACCGUGGCUCAUGGCAACGACGACCAAGCGCCGAGCUUUGUUGGGAACAUUACGGACGGCAGUGAAGCCCUUGACGAGGAAGAAGGUGGCGUUCCAAUGGAGCCAUUACUCGACCAGAAUGACCCGGAGCAGCAGCGAGGUUUUCCAGCAAUGCAGCCUGAGGUAGAUCUCUUGAGUAGAGACGCUCCGCUGACUAUGGGCGACCCAUUGAGCCGCGCGAAACGGGAGAAGUGGCCUCGCUUACCGGGCAUAUCGACCCCUAUGGACCCCGCCAUGUUAAUGCGCAAGCUGUCCGUUGCAUCGACGGCUGCAUCUGCAAUUGGCUCUGCGACAACCGACGUUCCAAGCGACAUCACAAGCCGACAGGAGGCUGCGCUGAUGAACACUAGCAAUAGUACAAAUCUGCUACACACUCACUUCUACGACCCGUCAUCGCCCGACUGCGACGUGGAACGCUUCUUUCAUCCACUCACGCAGACAUACGUUUGUCCGUUUCCGGGCUGCGACGAUCUCAACGGCAACGAAGUCAGAUACGAGACACCAUCCGAGAUCAAGGCCCACGUCUACAGAGCUCACUUGGAAGUACGCCACGCGUGUCCGACGUGUAAGCGACGCUACGACACCGCGACUGCGUUUGUUCGUCACAUAGAGGAUACAAAUAAGUGCAGGGUCAAGGACAGCAAGGACUUCUACAGGCUGCUCGAUACGAUGACGGGCGGCUUCAUCAAGGCCAAGCUGCUUGAUGAACCCUUCUUGUACAGCACAUCGAGUGCGGUGAUCAAAGCGGAUGCGGUGCCACUAGAUGGGGCAAUGAAGGUGAAGUUUACGGCGAAGCUGCCGGAUGAGGUUUAG